AUGUCUUUGGCAUUGAUCAAUAACAAUCCACAUCCUAGGGAGACUUUCUGUAUUACGAGAACUUUUAGAGCAAAAGAAGAUCAUUUGGCAUUCAAGUUUUCAUUUGGUGAGCUGUUCAAAGACAAAAUACUAAAUGGAACAGGCUUGCACAUUGAAUUUCAAAGCAGAUUGGAGACUUCAAAGAGCAUGGAGGCAGAUGAUAAAGAAUUGGCAAAACCUCCCUCUUAA
Molecule: messenger RNA, 228 nt
Organism: Oldenlandia corymbosa var. corymbosa
Lineage: Eukaryota; Viridiplantae; Streptophyta; Magnoliopsida; Gentianales; Rubiaceae
Source: the annotation of a GenBank genome assembly